This is a messenger RNA of Lucilia cuprina (Australian sheep blowfly), 2061 nucleotides long. Its product is annotated as angiotensin-converting enzyme-like. Lineage: Eukaryota; Metazoa; Arthropoda; Insecta; Diptera; Calliphoridae. Gene Ontology annotation, molecular function: metallopeptidase activity; peptidyl-dipeptidase activity. The record is from RefSeq and is a predicted model, not a curated record. Gene Ontology annotation, biological process: proteolysis. The coding region runs from base 139 to 1986 and encodes 615 amino acids. Gene Ontology annotation, cellular component: plasma membrane. The transcript is spliced from 8 exons.
UAACGCAUCAAUUGCUUAGAGGCAACCAGUUAGUGUGAGUUGAUCGGUGGGUGGACGCACUUUUUUUCGGAAUAUAACGGUGUGUUUUUUUUAGCUUAAAACUUUUAAGACUUGGAACUAGUCUUUAGCAUCAACAAUAUGAAAUUGUUAGUUGUUACCCUAAUGGCCAGUUUGGCGCUCUGCCACUGUGCCGUCAAAGAGGAAAUCACCGCUGCUGAAUACUUGAAGAACCUUAAUGCUGAAAUUGCCAAACGUACCAACUGGAAGACUGAAGCCUCUUGGGCUUAUGGUUCGAAUAUAACCGAUGAAAAUGAACGCAUUAAGAAUGAAGUUUCCGCCGAGGUUGCCAAAUAUAUGAAGGAAGUUUCUGUUGAUAUUAAAAAGUUCAAUUGGCGCACCUACCAAUCGGAAGAUUUGAGACGUCAAUUCAAAAAAUUAUCCACUUUAGGUUAUGCUGCUCUAUCCGAGCAAGAUUAUGAUGAACUUUUGAGUACUUUGUCUGCAAUGGAAUCGAACUUCGCCAAGGUACGCGUUUGUGAUUAUAAAAACAAUACCAAGUGUGAUUUGUCUUUGGAUCCUGAAAUUGAAGAGGUUAUUGUCAAGAGCCGUGAUCCUGAGGAAUUGAAAUACUACUGGCGUGAGUUCUAUGAUAAGGCUGGUGCUCCCACGCGUAAAAAUUUCGAGAAAUACAUUGAAUUGAACACCAAGGCUGCUAAAUUGAAUGGCUACAACUCCGGUGCUGAAAUGUGGUUGUCUGCAUAUGAAGAUCCCAAUUUUGAACAACAAUUGGAAGAUAUUUUCGAAGAUAUUAAACCCUUGUAUCAUCAAGUUCAUGGUUAUGUUCGCUAUCGUUUGCGUCAAUACUAUGGUGAUGAUGUUGUUUCUGAAACUGGUCCCAUUCCCAUGCAUUUGCUGGGUAAUAUGUGGGCUCAAACAUGGGGUAAUAUUGCCGAAAUUGUUUCACCAUUCCCCGAAAAACCUUUAGUUGAUGUUAGCGAUGAAAUGGUUAAACAAGGUUAUACCCCCUUGAAAAUGUUCCAAAUGGGUGAUGAUUUCUUUACCUCCAUGGGUUUGAAGAAAUUGCCACAAACCUUCUGGGAUAAGAGUAUCUUGGAGAAACCCACCGAUGGCCGUGAUUUGGUUUGCCACGCUUCCGCUUGGGAUUUCUUUGUCACCGAUGAUGUGCGCAUUAAACAAUGUACUCGCGUUACUCAAGAUCAAUUCUUUACCGUCCACCAUGAAUUGGGUCACAUUCAAUAUUACUUGCAAUACCAACAUCAACCUUUCGUCUAUCGUACUGGUGCCAAUCCUGGUUUCCAUGAAGCUGUUGGUGAUGUUUUGUCUUUGUCUGUCUCUACACCCAAACAUUUGGAACGUGUUGGUUUGUUGAAGAACUACGUGCGUGAUGAUGAAGCUCGCAUCAAUCAAUUGUUCUUGACUGCCUUGGAUAAGAUCGCCUUCUUGCCUUUCGCCUUCACCAUGGAUAAAUAUCGUUGGGCUUUGUUCCGCGGUCAAGUUGAUAAGUCCGAAUGGAAUUGUGCCUUCUGGAAAUUGCGUGAAGAAUACUCUGGCAUUGAACCUCCAGUAGUACGUAACGAAACAGAUUUCGAUGCUCCUGCCAAAUACCACGUUUCUGCUGAUGUUGAAUAUUUGAGAUAUUUGGUCUCCUUCAUCAUUCAAUUCCAAUUCUAUAAGUCUGCUUGUAUUAAGGCCGGUCAAUAUGAUCCUACCAACCCUGAGUUGCCUUUGGAUAACUGUGAUAUCUAUGGUAGUUUGGCUGCUGGUGAAGCUAUGGAAAAAAUGUUGUCCAUGGGUGCCUCUAAACCCUGGCCCGAUGCAUUAGAAGCUUUCAAUGGUGAACGUACUAUGACUGGCAAGGCUAUUGCUGAAUAUUUCGAACCUUUGCGUGUUUGGUUGGAAGCCGAGAACAAGAAGAACAAUGUUCAUAUUGGUUGGACCAAAUCGGAUAAAUGUGUUUCAGCAUAAUUUCCUUAUUUAUUUAAACAUCUCUCUAAAGUAUUUAGAUAUCUUAUUAAAGUUGUUAAGAAAGCAGUAUUAAAA